Messenger RNA from Hyaloscypha bicolor E, 1814 nucleotides. Its product is annotated as xaa-Pro aminopeptidase-like protein I. The transcript is spliced from 6 exons. NCBI's taxonomy places the organism in Eukaryota, Fungi, Ascomycota, Leotiomycetes, Helotiales, Hyaloscyphaceae. Gene Ontology annotation, molecular function: manganese ion binding; metalloaminopeptidase activity. The record is from RefSeq and is a predicted model, not a curated record. Bases 24 to 1646 code for a protein of 540 amino acids.
CACGCAUUGAACCGACAAUCAGUAUGGACAAAUUACAAUCAGCGAUGGGUUCAAUGGAGGUGAAGGAUUUGGGGGACAGACCGUCCUCCAGGUCAAGUGGUUGCAGCAUAGUCCUCGAGGAAUUUGAGGACCUAGUUUCCGUAAACCUCAAGCCGAAGUUCAAAGAGAAAUAUCCGGCAAAGCCACACGCCCAGUUGGUGGCCCAGAAGCUCCGAGUCAAAUCUGGCCUAAUUUACCUUCCCGGCCUUCGGGAGGAAAGUUAUGAAGAUUCAGACAUGCCCGUCCAUUGGCGCCAGCGUCGAUAUUUCUAUUACAUGAGCGGCAUAAAUUUUCCUGGAUCUGUUGUCACUUAUGACAUUCAUCGAGAUUCGCUUUAUGCAUGGAUUCCACCGCCAAACACUGGAAGCCUCGUCAUCUUCAACGGACAAGUACCGAGUAUCAAAGAGGUCAAAGCUGAAUAUGACUUCGAUGAUGUACGGUACAUCACUACUUUGGGUGACUACUUGACCAAAUUCGUUCACUACAAUCAAAGAGAUAAGAUCUAUCAGCUUCAUCAUUAUCAAACACCCAAAAAUGUGGCACGAGAAGCGAUUUUGAUCGAUGGCAGACGGUCUUACUUGCGAGAAUUCCCUUUUGAGUUCACAAAGUUGAAGCCGGCCAUGAACGCUGCACGAGCUAUCAAGGAUCCUUACGAAAUCAGGAUGAUUCGAAAAGCGAAUGCGAUUAGUGCCGAAGCUCACAUCAAUGUCCUGAAAGGGAUCAGAUACUUCGAUAACGAAGCUGAAAUUGAAGCAAUCUUCAUGGCGACCUGCGUUUCCGAACAGGCCAAGGAACAACCUUAUGGUAUAAUCGCCGGAUCUGGGCCAAAUGCAAGUAUUUUGCAUUACGUUGCGAAUAAUGAGCCACUGAAGGGACGACAACUUGUUUGCCUUGAUGCAGGAGCCGAAUGGAAAUGUUAUGCUUCCGAUGUCACCAGGACCUUUCCCAUCUCUGGUCAGUUCAGUUCUGAGGCAAAGGAAAUAUACGACUUGGUUGCAGAGAUGCAAGAAACCUGUAUCGCAAUGAUCAAACCUGGUGUUGACUUUGGGACUAUCGUGAUAAAUGCAGUCAAAGUCGCUAUUGAAGGGCUCGUAAAACUGUGCCUCCUGCAAAACGGAAGCUCGGAGGAACUCUUGCUGUCUGGUGCUUGGCGAGCUUUCUUCCCCCAUGGUCUUGGGCAUCAUGUUGGACUCGAGGUUCACGAUGUUGGGGAUGGAAGUGACCGACUCAAUCUCCUCUCCGGGCAAAAGUCGGUCAAUCCUUGGAUCUCGGCUUAUUUGAAGGAAGACUUGGAUCCUAUCAUGUCUACUGGGACGACUCUCUUGCCGAAUAUGGUGAUCACCAUCGAGCCCGGAAUCUACUUCUCUCGAUAUGCCUUAGAAGAUCUCUUCUUGAAGGAUACUCGGUAUGCGAAAUUCAUCAACAAGGACUUGCUCGACAAGUACUAUCCUAUUGGUGGUGUGAGAAUUGAGGAUGAUAUUCUUGUCACCGAGGACGGCUAUGAGAAUCUGACUACGGCCCCGAAAGGCGACGAAGCUCUGAAGAUCAUCAAUGAAUACAAGGAGACGAUAGCGGAGAAGAAACAGAAGAAGGGUUGGCUCUGGUAAGUUCCGCGGUUUCUGUGAGAUUAUUAUAGAGGCUCGCUAGCCAGGGCGUGGGAUAUAAUUCGCAACCCACCACAGCACAGCAGUCAAUAUGGAUUUUCGACUUCGCAAUCACUUCUUUUUAUAUAGGGCAAGAAAACUCUUCUUCAAGCCAUCAGGCUUCCUUGCGGC